Messenger RNA from Nerophis lumbriciformis (worm pipefish), 2511 nucleotides. The record is from RefSeq and is a predicted model, not a curated record. Lineage: Eukaryota; Metazoa; Chordata; Actinopteri; Syngnathiformes; Syngnathidae.
AUGGAUGAAACGGUGCGAUUCAAGGCAUUGGAGAACCACAUCAAGGCUCGAAUUGAGAACUGGCUCCGUCGAAUCACGGUUCAGUCCGAGGAAGGAUGGAGAAAAGUGGAUGCUACCGUGCACCAGGUGGCGGAAGUGUCGAGGCAGACCGCGACUAUCGCCAUCUCCGAACCGGACGGUGGACCCUGCAGGAGGACUUACUGCGGCCGUGGCCGCCAAUGCGUGCUGAUGGCGGCGACCGGUCGCGCCGAGUGCGUGUGCCAGGAGAAAUGUCAUUCGUCCUUCGUGCCAGUGUGUGGCUCGGAUGGACGUUUCUACGAGAACCACUGCGAGGUUUACCGCAUCGCCUGCGUGGAGCGGAGGCGCGUAUACGCGGUGCACAGCAAGGAUUGCUUCUUCAAAGGUAACGCGUGCACCAUGUCGGAGUACAACCGUCUGAAGAGCUUGCUGUUGGACAUGAAGACCGCACCAGGGAACCCUGGGACCGAACCCAACCAGCAGAGGGACAUGGACGCCAGGCGGGUGCUGGUUGACACCAUGUUCAAGUACCUGGACGUCAACCAAGACGGACGACUGGUCUCCGAGGAACUGGAAAAGAUCUCCAUAAAAGAACAUUUGAACGACGCCUUGCUGCGAUGCACCAUGCAGGACCUGCUUCGCUACGAUGACUACAACAACGACGGACACCUCAGCCUGCAUGAGUUCUACACCGCCUUCCAGGUGGUCCAGCUGAGCCUGGCGGAGGACCAGCGUGUCAGCGUGUUGGCGGUGACGGUCGGCCUGAGCGCCGUGCUCACCUGUGCCAUUCAGGGGACACUACGGCCCCCCAUCAUCUGGAAGCGGAAUGGCGUGGUGCUCAACUUCUUGGACUUGGAGGACAUCAAUGACUUCGGGGACGACGGCUCGCUGUACAUCACCAAGGUGACGACCAUUCACAUGGGGAACUACAGUUGCCAUGCCUACGGCUACGAGGACCUCCACCAGACGCACGUGCUGCAGGUCAACGUCCCUCCGGUGAUCCUGGUGUACCCGGAGACGCAGGCCCAGGAGCCUGGCGUGUCUGCCAGCCUGCACUGCCGCGCCGAUGGCAUUCCCGACCCAAAGCUAGUGUGGUUGAAGAACGGUGUGGAGCUGCAGCCGCAGUCUGCCAAGCAGCUUUCUCUCAAAGCCAACGGCAGCGAGCUGUUCAUCGGCAGCGUCCGCUACGAGGACACGGGCGCCUAUACCUGCAUCGCCAAAAAUGAGGUUGGCGUGGACGAGGACAUCUCUUCGCUGUUCGUCGAAGAUUCAGCCAAGAAAACGCUUGCAAACAUUCUGUGGCGAGAGGAAGGUCUGAGCGUGGGCAACAUGUUCUACGUGUUUUCCGACGAGGGCAUCACGCUGCUUCAGCCCGGCCAGUGCGAGAUCCGCCGGCAAAUCAAGCGCACCGAGAGGAUUGUCACCACAUACGAGGAGAUGUGCCCCAAAGGCGAGGGUCCAUCCCCCCAGCGCUGUGUGUGGUCAUCAGCGGUUAACGUCCGAGAGAAGUACAUCUACGUGAGCCAGCCCCUCCAGAGCAGACUCCUGGUGGUCGACAUCCAAGCACAGCGGGUAGUGCAGGCUGUUACCACAGAUCCAUUUCCCGUCAAGAUGCUCUACGACAAGUCACAUGACCAAGUGUGGGUGCUGACGUGGGGCGACAUGGACCGGACGCACCCAACGCUGCAGGUAAUUCCUCAAGCUAGCGUGGGUGAAGUCCAUCACACCAUCCGCACCUCCUUCCAGCGGGUCAGCGACUUCUUCAUCCCGCCAACCAAUCUCAUCAUCACUCAUGUGAGGUUCGCCUUUGUCUUCCUCCGAGAUGAGCCGGCGCUGCACAAAGUGGACCUGGAGACCUUCCGGCGUGUCAAGACCAUUAGUCUGAAAGACUACAGCUGCGUCCCGGCCAGUAUGGCCUACACGCACCUGAGCGGCGUCUAUUUUGUCCAGUGUCGUGGCGGAAAAGGCCAGCUAAUGGUGGACGCCGUGACGGACACGGUGGCGGGGCGCAAUCGCAAUGUCAGCGGCCGGGCUUUCGUGUCGCCAGACGGGCGCUAUGUGGUAACACCCGGGGGCGGCACCGACGGCGCCCGACUGACACUGCAGACGGUCUCCUUCCAAGGGGAGCUGCGCCUCCGACAAGAAACAGAGGGCCUCGCCGCCAUCUCGGACCUGGUCUUCCAGCCUUCCUUCGCCGCAUCUAACCGAUACGUGGCGGCAGCCACCUCGGACUCCUCCGCCGACCUCCUCUUCGCCGAUCUGUCCUCGGGACACACCGAGGUCAUCCGCGGCCUCAAGGAGCCGCUGGGCCCUCGGAGCUGGCCCUGGGGGGCGCCCUACCGGGUAGUGGUCGGCAGCGGCCCGUUCGGACAGUACCUUUUGACGCCGUCGGCUGAGUCACUCUUCGUCCUCAACGGAAAACAAAGAACGCCGCACUGUGAGGUUUCAGACAUCACGAGAGGCAACACGGUGGUCUGGGUCGGCGAGGUAUGA